CCUUGCAUGAAUCUCCGCCAUUUACAUCAAACUUUGAACUGUUUUGGAAACGGGAAAAUAAUCAGUAUCAGAUACUAUUUUUCGGGUUGAUUUAUCCAGUCUGCCAGCACAAUGUUCAAGACGGCAUUACUCAUCCUUACACAACCAAUGAAUCAAAUUUGUCAGUGUAUACCGCUGUACAUGACUGAAAUCAACAAAUUAGCAUCAAAAACCGCAUAUAUACAUAUUCAGCCAAACACUUUGUCACAAACUGUAGAUCAAAACAGUGCUGAUGGAGAGGCUGGCUCAAAUUCAGCGGAACACUACUCCCAUUUCGAAAUGCUCAAAGUUCCUUUUUCCGUAGAGAUUAGAAAUCUUGUGAAAGAAUUUUAUGUAUCCAAUGCUAAUAUUUGUAGUAAUCUAGAUAUCAGGGUACUGGUUGGGCAUAUAGGAAAUGCAGAGAUGAAAUUCAAGAAAUACAAUUUUAAAGAUCCAUGUGAUAUAGUCUUGAUUGACAGAAAUAUACAAGAUGAUGAUAAAUCCGGUUUGCUGAAAUCAAUUAGUAGCACAUUUACUGUAAGUUCAUCAGGCAUUUGUCAACAUUUGGACAUUGCAGAGAGUGUUAGUACAGCAGGGACACCAAAAAGACAAAAACUAGAUGAUUCAACUUAUCAAGAGACAGAAGCAGCAGAACUUCUGAAACAGUAUCCACACACUGUGCUGGGUGGGACAUUUGACAGACUCCAUGUAGGUCACAAGAUUCUGUUAACCGAGGGCUGUAUGUUAGGAACUGACAAGCUGACAGUUGGGGUAACUGAUGGCAAAAUGAAUAACAAAAAGACACUGGUAGAACUAAUCCAACCCAUUGAGGAAAGAAUAUGUAUUGUGAAAGACUUUCUCAAUGAUGUGGAUCCGUCCAUGGAAUACAGCGUUGUCCCAAUCACUGACGGGUUUGGGCCGACAGUCACUGACCCGACCAUGGACUUGAUUGUGCUAAGCCAGGAAACAAAGAAAGGAGGAGAAAUGAUAAAUGAUGAAAGGAAAAAGAGGGAUAUGAAGAUACUGGAGGAGUACACUAUUGACCUAGUUGAAGACACAUGCCAUACACAGUAUGAGGAGAAUAAGAUCAGCUCGUCAUCAUACAGGAAAAGAUUACUAGGGACCUUGUACCAUCCUUUGAAGCCAAAAGAAGGUCUGCUCAGUACACCAUACAUUAUUGGGCUGACUGGUGGAAUUGCCAGUGGGAAAUCUUCAGUCUGUAAAAGAUUGGAAGGGCAAGGAGCCAAAAUUGUUGACUGUGAUAAAUUAGGUCAUAAAGCCUAUAUUAAAGGUACUCCAGGGUUUGACAAAGUUGUUGCAGCCUUUGGUCAGCAGGUUGUGGGAGAGGAUGGGGAAAUCAGCAGGAAGGAACUUGGAAAAAUUGUGUUUGGAAACAAGGAAGAACUGAAAAGACUGAAUGGUAUAGUGUGGCCAGAAAUUGCUCAGCUUGCUAAAGAACAAAUGCAAGAAUAUUCGAAAGAUGGACAUAAAGUCAUAGUGCUGGAUGCAGCUGUUUUGUUAGAGGCCGGCUGGGAUGAUAUGUGUCAUGAAGUUUGGACAACCAUUGUGCCGCAGGAUGAGGCUGUGAAAAGAAUGAUAGAAAGAAAUAAUUUAACAGAAGAACAAGCUAGACAGAGGCUGAACUCACAGAUAACCAACUUAGAGAGAGUGGAAAAAUCCAAUGUCAUACUGUGUACAUUAUGGGAGUAUGACUACACACAACAACAGGUUGAGCACGCUUGGCGUCUGCUGCUUGAAAGAAUUCCAUCCACCAUCUCAAAAUCCAAUCCAAAAUCAAACAUGUAAAUUACGUUCAUUAUUGUUUACUUGGAUUGGAUAUCUUAACUUGCAUUUGUGUUACAGUCUGUUAUGAUAUUUUAGCCAGUACUUAGAUAUAGAUAUUUUUAUAUGUAAUUCUACAGGACAGUAUGUGGUUAUUUAGCAGAAGCAUAAUUAUAUAAUUACUGUGAAAUCAUAAAUAUUCGUGGGGGAUUAAUUUUCGUGGAUUUCGUGGUUGAGUCAAUCCACGAAAUUUAAUCCCAACGAACAAUGUAUGAACAGUAUAAUGGUUUGCAGGCUUUACUGUGGCAGCACACAACAGUGUUUUAGCUAUACCGGUAUGUUGAAAAUGUGGUAGAAUUGACAUAUACUCAGAAAAUUGUUAUUUUACGUUGGAAAACAGUUUUACAAAUUUUAAGCAAGUUUUUUUUCUGGAAUAUGUAUAUCUCACUUCCUGACUUUACCAGGUUCGUAUAGAAGUACCUGAAAAUAUACCCUAGGAUGAUUUGUUAAUAGCACUUAUCACAAUCAACAAAUGCUGUAAAAUGUUCCUAUGCACUAGCAAAUAACAUUUAUUCCGAUGGUAUGAUACCAUUGAAAUAUAAUGAGGGUUGACGCACAAGAACGCGUAUAUUGAAAAGAAAGUAAACAGAAUCUGUUAUCAGAUUAUUUUUUAAAUAUGGUAAAAAAAAACCUGCUCACUUCUCGAGAUACGAACAUUUAUGAAAAUCAUGGUAAUGGCAGUUUCUUUUUAGUGCCAAUAAGUUAAAGGUCAAGGUAGCAGUGACCUUGUUUUCACUGGAUAACAGGAGAAGAAUUUCUUCAACAGUGACCAGACGUUGUCGGUCUGUAGAUGACGUCUAUUAUUUCAAGGUCAUUAAAUCAAAGUUAAUUAGCACAGUGACAUAGGCACUGAAAUAUGUUUGUGCUAAAUAUCUAGAGAGUGUUUUGGCCUACAGUGGUCAAAUUUUACAGCAUGAUUGCCUUUGACCAGUUAAAACACCAUUUCUUUUUGGGGUCAUUAGGUCAAAAUCAAAGUGACAUUAAAACGAAAAAUGGUUUCUGAUCAAUACCAAUGGAACUCUUGGUUUUUAUGUCUUCAAACUUUUCUAACAUGACUGUUUUUAGUCAGUAUUUGACUUUUACAGUUUUUUGGGGUCAUAAGGUCAAUAGUCACAUUUUAGUUGGGACUAAAAAUCACACCCCAGCCACCUCUGAUUGGCCAUUCUAGGAAGGUUAAUGUGUUAAUGAUAUUGUUAUCAUUUGAAAGAAUUGCGUUGUUAACAAUUUUAUAUUUAUGAUAUAAUGCAGUUUAUUGUACAAAAGUUUUUAUAUUCAAAAUUUAACGAUAUACAGAUCUACAAAUGUGUUGAGUACUAUGCAGUUUCCUUUGUGUUGAACAUGCAGAAAUAUUAUUUUAUCUGAACUUAUCUUUUGUUGUGACAUCAGUUGAAUAUUGUUUAAUGUUAUUGUACCCCUCGACAACAAAGUUGUAAGGGGGGUAUACUUAUCUUUUGUUGUGACAUCAGUUGAAUAUUGUUUAAUGUUAUUGUACCCCUCGACAACAAAGUUGUAAGGGGGGUAUACUGGUUUCAGGUUGUCUGUCUGUCCGUCCGUCCGUCCGUCUGUCUGUCCGUCUGUCCGUAGACACAAUCUUGUGCGCACCAUCUCUCCUCAUCCCCUUGACAGAAUUUAAUGAAACUUCACACAAGUGAUCAGUGACAACAUAAGUUGUGCAUGGGACAUGUUAGGUUCUUUCAGAAAAAAAAUUGCAGAGUUACAGGACUUUGUUUUUUGUUACUAUACUAUAUACAUAGACACAAUCUUGUGCGCACCAUCUCUCCUCAUCCCCUUGACACAAUUUAAUGAAACUUCACACAAGUGAUCAGUAACAACAGUAGUUGUGCAUGGGACAUGUUAGGUUCUUUCAGAAAAAAAUGUGCAGAGUUACGGGACUUUGUUUUUUGUUGCUAUACUAUAUACAUAGACACAAUAUUGUGCGCACCAUCUCUCCUCAUCCCCUUGACACAAUUUAAUGAAACUUCACACAAGUGAACAGUAACAACAGUAGUUGUGCAUGAGGAAUGUUAGGUUCUUUCAACAACAAAAAUUGCAGAGUUAUGGGACUUUGUUUCUUGUUAACAUACUAUGUACAUACAGUCUGCAUAUGCAAUCUUGUGCGCGCCUAAUCUUCCGAACCCUUGCACACAAUUUAAUGAAACUUCACAUGAGUGAUCAGUACCAACCCUAGUUGUGCAUGGUGCAUGUUACGCUCUUUAAGAUAAAUAUUCUGCAUAGUUAUGGGAUUUUGUUUUUUGUUACUAAACUGUAUACAUACAGUCUAUAUACAUACAGCCCACAUCUUUAUGCAAUUUUGUGUGCGUCAAAUUGCAAUGUACUGUGUCAGUGCAUGCGGGGGGUACAUUCAUCACCUUUAGUGAUAGCUCUAGUUCUGUUUGUUUUUGUGCUAUAUCAUUUUUAUACUACCAUUAUUCCCAUGAAAUGGGGCUCGGGUGACUCUAGUUACCUCCCCUGACGGUCCGUCCACAGACUGAAAUGAAAUGAAAGUGAAAAUUACGUCACAAAUUCGACUAAUAUCAGACUGAAAUGGAAUUAAUGCGAUAAUUACGUCACAAAUUCGACUAAUAUCAGACUGAAAUGAAAUUAAUGUGAUAAUUACGUCACAAAUUCGACUAAUAUCAGACUGAAAUGAAAUUAAUGUGAUAAUUACGUCACAAAUUCGACUAAUAUCAGACUGAAAUGGAAUGAAAGUGAUAAUUGUGUCACAAGUUUGACUUGCGUGUGGCGUGCGUAUCCAUUCAAACUGUCAGCUCUCUGAGAUGAGCAGUCCAUACAUGUAUAUGUUCACCAAACGUGUUCAUAGUGUUUAUGGCAUAAUAUCUGAGAAAUUUUGAUAACCAUUCAGAUCUUCCAAGUCUCCUGAGAUAUGCUUCUCAACUUGCUUAAGAUUGAUAUUGCCUACUCUCUUGAGCAUGUUGAGGAGCUCUUAUCCGGUGUUCACCAAAGUUAAUCAGACCAAGCUGGAAAGUCUUAGUCCUCUUUGAGUUAUAGCACUUAAAUAACUGGAAAUUGUGAAAAUUCAAACUGCUCGGCCUUUAAUGCAGUUUUCAACAAUUUUCAACACACAAGGUCACAUUGUUUUAAGAGUGAAGUAUUUCUGCUGGAAAAACUGCUGGAUUGUCCUAGUCACUUUGGAGUUUAUAUAUAUCUCUAUAUAAAACCUAUGCCAAUUUCAAUAACCAGUCAGAUUGGAUUAGCGUCUUUAGAGUUAUGACCUUUUUAAUUCAUCAGAAUUACGAAAAUUGAUAGUGCUCUUUCAGUUACUAGUCUAGUUUUUUCUUAGAUGUCUCAACCAUAUUUGGAAACCCACACGCUUAGCUCAGCUGGGAGAGUAUAUGUAUAUAACAUCAUGUACAUGAAAUACUAGUCACAAUCCAGGACUCUAGUUACCUCCCCUGACGGUCCGUUCACAGAACAUAUCAGACUGAAAUGAAAUGAAAGUGAUAAUUACGUUACGAGUUGGACUAAUAAAAUACAUACAAUAAAUAGACAAUUAGACAAAAAGAGCAAAAAAGCUUGGUGUAACAGCUUCCAUAUAGGAGGUUAGACAGUUAAACAACGUUAUUAAUUAUGGGAUUUCUUACAGUAAGAGCUUCUUUUACAAUGAUAGUUUCACAAGAAUAUUUUUAUCAGUUGAUCUUAACAGUUGUAAAUACUUAUAAACAGACGGACGGAUGGAGUAAAAGUUACUUAUAUAUUUUCCUCGAAUAUCAGUUUAUGCGGGACAAAUACAUACGAAAUGAUAUUCGUCUUCUAUAUCAACACUGUUGCAAAUCAAACAAUAUCUCUCUUCACGUGGUAUUCUAUUUCUAUCGAAUCUUCCAGUUUGUAUUCUAAGCGGAUGCACUCCAAUGGAAUGAGUCAAAAUCUUUUGUAAAAAACAUUAUUCCAUCGUCAUACAUUUGUUAUUUAGUGAUUUCGGCUUGUUUACGAUUUAAGAAAUAAUGUAUCUGUAGAAAAAACCGUGUUUUAACGUUUUUAAUACACGGAAAGAGCAUAUACGUCCGCGGAGUAAUUUCACAAGGGCGUAGCCCGAGUGAAUUAUUCUGGCGGCGUAUAACCAAUUUUGAGUGUAUUAAUUUAGGUAAAACACGAUUUUGUUAUACAUUAUUUUGAUUCUAAUAUGCCCUUAAUCUAAAACAGUAGAUAAAAUAUUGUAGCACUCUUUUUUGGUCGCAGCGAAUACAUUGACCUAAUCACACGUUAACGUGUCGUCAUUUUAGCGUAAGCUUGUUUUAGCUGAAACAAGCAUGUUAGAUUCUAUGAUAAACUUACUUAUGUACUUGCAAUGUGUGUUUGAUAUUAUUUUCGACUAUUGUAAUUGGUAUGACUGCAUAAAAAUAAAAUGUGAAGGUAUAUUUAUUUAUGUGAGCUAAUUGUAAACUAUCAGUUAAAUAUAUAAACAGAAAAUCGAA
Molecule: messenger RNA, 6293 nt
Organism: Mercenaria mercenaria
Lineage: Eukaryota; Metazoa; Mollusca; Bivalvia; Venerida; Veneridae
Product: bifunctional coenzyme A synthase-like
Exons: 11
Coding region: 112-1824 (570 amino acids)
Biological process (GO): coenzyme A biosynthetic process
Molecular function (GO): ATP binding; dephospho-CoA kinase activity
Source: RefSeq, a predicted model, not a curated record